Paramuricea clavata is the source of this 5525-nucleotide messenger RNA. NCBI's taxonomy places the organism in Eukaryota, Metazoa, Cnidaria, Anthozoa, Malacalcyonacea, Plexauridae. The record is from the annotation of a GenBank genome assembly.
AUGUUUUAUGGAAACUUUAACCGAGAUGGCAAAAGAAUACGCAUAUUUUUGACACUGUGUUACCUAAUCUACGUUCAAUCUCUGGACUUUGACUCGGCAGUUUGUCGGUGCACGACCAAAUCCAAAUUCGGUAAACCGUUUGUGGUGUUAUGGAACUCCCCGACUGGGGGAUGCCACGUUAAUUUUAGCGUCAAUAUUGAACUGCAAAAGUAUGGAAUAUUGACAAAUAGUAACCAGACUUGGGACGGUGAAGUGGUUACAGUGUUUUACAAUGGACAACUGGGGUUGUAUCCGUUUUAUCGCGAUGAUGAUAGGAAGCGGAAGUAUAAUGUUGGCUUACCUCAGGUGAGAUACAGGUAUAGGUUUUGUAACCUUUUUGUGUUAUUGAUCAAUUAUCUAGUGCGGGUUUUCUUCGAUUGAAUGAUUUGGUAAUUGAUUGAUGAAUUUGUUGAUUCAUCGAGUACAGUAACACGUGGUAUUUUUCGUUUAAUUAAUGAUCGCGGUGUUCAAACGAAGUUUGUCACUUUAUAUUCUCUGUGUGAGUUUGUUCGACUGUUAGUCUGUUCGAAAUCAUAAGCCUUGGUGCAUGCUGAUUUAAAAAUAGUAUGUCUUAGAGCUUAUGGCGCACUUGCCCUAGGCACCGCGCUGUACUACUAUUUCUGGUUGACGAAUUGGUUGAUUGAAUAACGUAACUAAUUACUCGCCUAAGAGAUUGACGAUUUAAAUGAUUGAUCCAUAAUGAAUUAUUUUAAUUAAUUGAUUUAAUAACUAAUUGAUUGUUAUUGCUAAUUGAUGUUGAUUAACUGAAGAAUUGAUCGAUUGGUUUAUCGAUUAAAAAUUUACAGUUGAAUUUAUUGAUUGCUUUACAAUUACUAUGCAUUUAUCAAUUGAUUGAAUAACUAAUCAAUGAUUAGAUUAAAUGACAAAUUUAUUGAUAUCUUCACAAAUCAUCAAUUGAAAAAUGUUGAUUGAUUAACGAAUGUAUUAGUUGAAUGUCGAUUAGUUGGUCUUCGUUCAUUGAUUGAAUGAAGAACUAAUUGAUUGGUGACGAGUUGACUUAUUGCAUGCUGGAUCGAUUCCUCAUUUAUUAAGUGGGUGAAUAAUUUAUGUUUGAUUUUGCAGAUUGAAUGACUGGCUUACCAAUUAAUUGAUUGAUCCAACAUAUUUUAUAAAAUACUCGUUUACAAAAUGGGAAUUUUCAAUGCGCAUGAUAUACAAACAACGACAUUCAGUUACCUUCAGAGAACUAAACUUUCUGAGUGUGGUUGCCCAUUGUAGCUCGUAAGCCCAUAUGGACGCUUAUUUUAAUAUUUUGUUGCAUAAUUAUAUAUAUUUAGCUGGUGAACGUAACAGAACAUCUUAAGAGAGCAUCUCGACAUAUUGUGGAAAAGAUACCCGAACCUCAAUACAGCGGCCUCGCGGUAAUAGACUGGGAGGGUUGGAGACCUCUCUGGGAGACCAACUUUGGCAAGAAACAUCUGUAUCAAAUUGAAUCAAUCGCGUUGGUGAAAAAAGAAGGAAAAUUAAGAAAAAAAACUAAAAUUAGACUGGAGGCAAAGAGAAGAUUUGAAAGUGCUGGAAAACGUUUGAUGAUUGAGACAAUUGAGCUGGGAAAGAAGCUGAGACCACGGGCAUUAUGGGGCUUUUAUGGAUUCCCAGACUGCCACGGCAAUUGUACUGAGCAAGUAAGUUGAUUGGUUGAAUAAUUGAUAUAUUGAUCAUUAAGGAUUGUUCGAUUCAUUAUUAAAUAUCAACUGAAUAUUAUUCAUUGACUGCUAUGAUUCGUACCUUUUACAAUCAGUGAUGUCAUAGAAUUAUUACUACUUUGUUAGGGGUGGUUGAUUAGAUUCAUCAGAGGAAAUAAUACGAAACUGAUGCGAUUAUUAUUAAUAACUGAAACUGCUCAAAACUUGCAUGACAUCUACAUAUUUCUUGCUUUUCGACUAUUAUCUUACAUAUUUCUUGCUUUUCACUUUAUUUUCCCCAUUUUUUCCCCGCCUCGUACCCCUAUGCUUUUUAUCAUUUUGGUUUAGUUAAUUAUGAUACAUUUGAUAUUUUAGAAUUGCAGCACAUUUAAAAUAUAUUAUUUAAUAGACAGAUUCAUUUCAUCUUUUUAUCUACAUCCUAAGAUGGGUCACCAAACUUAUUGGCAAAAUUUGUGAUUUACCUCCAGCCCACCCUAGCAGUUACUUAAUGACCAGUCCCUUAUUCAUCCAAAACAUUCUCAUUGUUACUACCAUUCAGAAUAAAAAAUGGAACAACAAGCUACAUUGGUUAUUCAAAAGCAGCACAGCAUUAUUUCCUUCUAUUUAUUUAAUGGAUGAUGUCUCCGAUAACAACAAAUAUGUGGCAGACAGACUGACAGAAGCAUUUAGAGUGUCCAGGAUCACAGACGGUCCCGGAUAUAGUCAUGAAUUGCCAGUGUUUCCAUACUUAAGACCUCUAUAUCAUUUUGGAGCGCGAGAGUUUAAAAUGUUGAAUGAGGUAAGGGCACUGAUCUCAGUGAUAUGCAAACAGAACUUUAGUGAGUAUUUUUUGUACUAGGAAUACACCUGGAGGUCAGCCGUUUCUGAAAGACCACGACCUUAAGGAGGACGUUGACUAUAAUAUAUUUUAGUAUCAAUGCAUGUCUUAGGAGCUGAAUGUGGCGUCUCAGAUAUCAGAGGCAAAACUAGCUAUGGCAACAGCUCAUGUUGACCAGUUGUUAUGGCUAGCUUCGCCACUGUUCAGAAGGCGCGGUCACUCUAACGACUGUGCCAGCAACGCCUAAAUUUAUGAAAACAAAAUGUUCUUGCUGGAUAUCUAGGACAACAGUACAGUCAUAACUAACAGAGUUAUCCAAUAUACAUAAAGUAACAUAGCUUAGUUUUAACUUUGGCUCUAUCUAAACUAGUAAUAAAAUUUGCUGGCUAUGUUUCAGGAUGAUUUAGAGAACGCAAUCGGUCAAACAGUGGACUUUGGUAGUGCUGGAUUAAUACUCUGGGGCAACCAUCACGAUGAACGCACAUCAAGAGAGAUCUGUCUCAAAUAUAACGACUACGUGAAUAACAAACUUGGCCCCUAUAUCACCCUGCUUACGGAGGAACUAGAGACAUGUAGUGAACACAAGUGUUUUAGUAAUGGGAGAUGUGUUGAAGAAGCUGUAGCUGGCGACGGGUUUGAUGAGAAGACGACGUGUAGAACAAUAGUUAAAUAUGGAACUGUUUUCAAAAUGGAUAACACGACAUCAGGUAAAACGUUGUCAAUUAAGUUAUCAAUGCCUUUGGUAUCCACUUGACUUCUGAAACUUUUGUGCGUUAGAUGAAGUAAAAUAUUGAAGUACCACUAAUCUGGGUGCUGGGUGCAUGAGAGUUAACAGACACUUCCCGGAGGUGCAAGUCAAUAGAUCCAAGUUUGGUCAGAUUAUUCUAACCAUGCAUGUAUAAAAAUUUACCUUUUUCUUCCCACCCCUCACCCGUGUUGCAAAAUAAUCAAGAACAUAUCAUAUCUUACCUUUUUUACCUUACCUUAAUAAUUCCCUUCUUUUCCUUUUUGUAUAUGUGUAAAAAGAAAUCCACCACGAUACAAGACAGAUGCCCAAGUCAAAUACAACAACGAACAACAGGAAUACCACAUCACAGAAUCCUAGGAAUGCAAAAAUGAAAAAGUAUGACUCAUUGAAUACAAACAAAAAUAAGUUAACCGAAAUAACAGGCAACCAUGAGAUUUCAACUUCACUACAAAACACACCUCAAAUUAAAAUGUCAAACAAGAUACUGAAAGAAAUGUUUGAUUCGAGUCCAAAUGAAACUAGGAAAAAAGAGACAAGAGAUCCGGAUUGGAAUAAAAAUUCCUUAUUGGGUCAUAACAAGAAGCACAGGGUUGAUUACAUAUCUAUAAAUAAUGCAUUGGGAAAUAUAAGUGAAAGUAUAAGACAAAAAAUGCUGAAUGGGAAGAGAAGAAACAGUAGUCAGGCAAUUCAAAAAGAAAUUGGAGCAAAAAGGUAAGGAUGAUCUCUAUUUAAUCUACUAUUAAUUACUGUCUGUAUGAAUCUCUUGAGCGUAUGCGUAAUUGUUUCCCAAGUUUCUUCCACAAAUAAGAUACUUAACAUAUAAAAAAGCAUACAACGAAUAAUGCCAUCUCGUUAACUCAAGAUACGAGUUAUUCAAAGAAAACAAGACACAAAUUAUGGUGGUGAUAUUUCGACUCUAUUUCAGGGUCAUUGUCAAACAACUUUAUUUACAAACGUGCUCAGAUCUUUAUAAGGAGAAAUAGGAAUUCGAAGAUGCCAUAAUCAACUGGAACGGAAGACAGAAGAAACAAAUAAAUUACGGAAGAAACAAAUAAAUUACGGAAGAAACAAAUAAAUUACGGAAAAACAACAAGUUCUUUCGAUGACUUUAAACCACUAUUACUUAACAUGCCAUUUAAGAUCAGCAUUUCUUUUGCGCAAAUUUUAGCUCAUUUUAAGGCCAAGGUUGGAAAAAAAUAGUAAAAAGCUAAAAAUUGUUAGAUGCAAUCACUUAACUAUCCUGAACAAUAUACUAAAAGUCCCGAUGUAUCCCUCUUGGAGCUUUUUCCAUUAUGACAAGGUUUUUUUUCGAUUUCCGUAUUACUCCCAUAUUUUUAAAAAACAUGAAAUUUCAAGUUCACUCAUAACAAAAAUGACUCGCAUCACUAGAAAGCUCAUAAAAACUACAUAUAAGACAUUUAAACAGUCACCUAAAUUUUUCAAGCGGUUUUCGAGUUAUUGAUGUUCCAUAGGCCAAAAUCUGGCAAAAAUCCUGGGUACUAGUCUGACAACACGUUUCCAACAGCUCAUAACUCAAGAAGAACUUGCAAAAUCAAGCGGUAGCCGUUUAAAUGUCUUAUAUGUAGUUUUUUGUAAGUUUUCUAAUGAUGUAAUUUUUCCUAUAUCUAAAUCAGGAAUCUGAAAUUUCACUUUUUUAACAAUAUAGGAGUUCAAUAGGGAAAUCGAACAAAAAACUUGUCAUAAUAGAGAAAGCUCCAAGAGGAUAUUUUCCGGGCGAGAGGAAGCAUUUGUGGUUUUGACAAUGCCUAGUACCUUCCAUUCAUUUUUUAUUUAUUAUUUCUUUCUUGCAUUUAAAUAUUCUUAAGACCAUUAAGAUGCAUUGCUGCAUAAUUAAUGGCUUAACAAUUAACAUUACCAUGCCAUUACUCUGUUUCUUAGAUCAGAAACAGAAGUCAACACGACAAACUCUCACAAGGGACCCACAUCAAAACAAAAACAGUCCCGGAAACGUGGCUACUCCGCAACAGUUGGAGAAGAAACUGCCGUACGUGUCCCAGGGGUAUAUAUCAUCUUAAUCACUGUCACCCUGGGUGGAGCGUUACUAAUGACAAUUAUAUACGUCGCUAUAUAUUACACUGUCAAUGUCAGAGGAAGGUCACAUGACAAUAGCUAUGAUUAUGAGUAUGGGUCUGGGGAUGAGAAUCCAUUCUCAGUAGAACCACACAGUCCGUGGUGGCAUGACGAUGCCAACCCAGCAGAGAAACUGUUGAAAAGUAAAAAGGACAAGAAAUGA